AUGACCAAGACCGUUGCUGAUCUUAUUGAAGCCCAUAAGUAUCCCUCAGGGUUUCGCACCAUUCCCAACUAUCGCCGAAGUCAACAAGGUUACCAAGCCUCGCCUUACCAUCUCGCUUGCGUCGAUCCUCGAUGUAGCGUCGACAAGUUCAUCGACUUCAGCCUCGGGGUCCUAGAGGGUGAAAUGGUCAUGGUCUCGCGGAAUGCCGGCGGCAACGUCCGAUUCGCUGUCCGGGACAUCCUUCUUCUAGACACGCGAUUCGUGAUCGACGAGCUCGUUGUUGUUCAUCAUACUGAUUGUGGCUCAACCAUGUUUACCAACGAAUGGAUGCGCGACACUGUUAAAGCGCGAGUUGGUGAGAGUCAUUGGGAGGAAAUUGAUAAGAUUGACUGGGGCGCCAAUACUGACAUGGGGGACAGCGUUAGAGGUGACCUCGAGUGGCUACGUAAGAACCAAGUUAUUAGGGACGAACUCAAGAACACGGCUCGUGGAUUUCUGUUUGAUAUCAAGACUGGAAAGGCUGAGGAGAUUAGACUUGCUUAG
Messenger RNA from Fusarium fujikuroi IMI 58289, 543 nucleotides. RefSeq lists its product as uncharacterized. Lineage: Eukaryota; Fungi; Ascomycota; Sordariomycetes; Hypocreales; Nectriaceae. Gene Ontology annotation, molecular function: carbonate dehydratase activity; zinc ion binding. The transcript has 5 exons. The coding region runs from base 1 to 543 and encodes 180 amino acids. The record is from RefSeq and is a predicted model, not a curated record.